Messenger RNA from Gasterosteus aculeatus aculeatus (three-spined stickleback), 3499 nucleotides. The record is from RefSeq and is a predicted model, not a curated record. NCBI's taxonomy places the organism in Eukaryota, Metazoa, Chordata, Actinopteri, Perciformes, Gasterosteidae.
CUUCUCAGAUCGAUUGUGAGAGGCGUCUCCUGUGAGCCUGCGGCAUCCUUUUGGCUCGACCUCACGUGAAUAGUCCUGAUGCAAAAAAAUGUCCCCAGGUGGAUCUUAGCUUUCACUGGAACCAUGAAGGAAUGCACCGUAGUGGUCUUUUCCUAAAAUGGGUCGGCAGCCUCUAUUACCGGACAAGUAGGAAGGCUCUAAAUGCUCUUUCACAGAGCGAAGACGAGGGAUUCUGGCAGGCCUGGGGUGGGACAGAGAGCAUGGCUGAACCCCGGCGGGAGAGCACCAGCAGCCUGCAGAGGAAAAAGCCCCCCUGGCUCAGACUGGACAUUCCCACGGCUCAGAUGUCGCUGGACGAGCCGUCCAAUUUUGUUCAGCCCGUGAAGAGGCAGGGCUUCCUGCGCAGCAUCAGCAUGCCAGUGGAGACCUCUCACCUCCAGUCACCACCCCGCGACCUUUUUGACACCCGGCGGCCUGUCUUACAACGCCAGUCAUCCAUCACUCAGACCAUAAAGAGCAGCAGAAGGGUGCACUUUGAGCGGAUUAACACGGUCCCCAUUAAGGGGCAGCGGGCUGCUCGCCGCAGCAUCAGGAAACACCAUUCGCUCUCCAGAACCCUGCUCAGGGGAACAGCAGACUGGUUCGGGGUCAGUAAGGACGGCGAUUCUACUCAGAAAUGGCAGCGGAAAAGCCUGCGCCACUGCAGCCUGCGCUACGGGAAGCUGAAACCGCAGGUGAUACGAGAGCUGGAUCUGCCCAGCCAGGACAACAUCUCCUUAACCAGCACGGAAACGCCGCCUCCUCUCUACGUCCCUUCCUCACAAUAUGGCAUGCAAAAGAUUGUGGACCCGUUGGCCAGGGGACGGGCGUUCCGCAUGGUGGAGGAGGUGGACGGCUACAGCGUCCCUCAGACCCCGAUCACGCCCGGAGCCGCCUCGCUCUGCUCCUUCACCAGCUCCCGCUCGGGUCUCAAUCGACUGCCUCGCCGCCGCAAGAGGGAGUCCGUGGCAAAGAUGAGCUUCAGGGCCGCGGCGGCACUCGUCAAGGGGCGCUCAAUACGGGACGGCACGCUGAAGCGGGCCCAAAGACGCAGCUUCACCCCGGCCAGCUUCAUGGAGGAGGACAUGAUUGACUUUCCCGAUGAACUGGACACGUCUUUCUUUGCCAGAGAUAUUAUGAUGCAGGAGGAGUUGUCUACAUACGCCGACGAGGUGUUCGAGUCGGCGUCUGAGGCGGCCAUGAAAGAGGAAGAGCCCAGCAGCAAGAACGACGAGACGGAGCUGACAGGCAGCGCGCUCGAUAAGACCGAGCUGGAGAGAAGUCAUCUCCUGCUACCUCUGGAGCGAGGGUGGCGCAAAGCCAAAGAAGGCACGCCGGGUCCGCCCAAGGUGCCCUUGCGGCAGGAGGUUGUGAGCGUCACCGGGCAGCGGCGCGGCCAGCGCAUCGUUGUGCCCGUCAAGAAGCUUUUCGCCCGAGAGAAGAGGCCUUACGGGUUGGGCAUGGUGGGGAGGCUCACGAACCGCACGUACCGCAAGCGCAUUGACAGCUACGUCAAGCGACAGAUAGAGGACAUGGAUGACCACAGGCCUUUUUUUACAUACUGGAUCACCGUUGUCCACCUGCUCAUCACUAUCCUGGCUGUAUGCAUCUAUGGUAUCGCACCAGUGGGCUUCUCCCAGCACGAGACAGUUGAUUCCGUUUUAAGAAACAAAGGUGUGUAUGAAAAUGUCAAGUUUGUACAGCAGGAGAACUUUUGGAUCGGGCCGGGGUCGGAGGCUCUUAUCCACUUGGGGGCCAAAUUCUCUCCAUGCAUGCGGCAGGACGGACAGGUGCAUGAUCUUAUCAGGGAAAAGAGAGCCAUCGAACGCAACUCCGCCUGCUGCGUGCGUAACGAUCGCUCCGGCUGUGUCCAAACCUCCGAGGAACAGUGCUCGAGUACUCUAGCUGUGUGGGUGAAGUGGCCAAAGCAUUCCAGCACUCCCAAGUUACACGGUAAAGACCGACAAUACGGUUCUGUGUGUCAUCAGGAUCCGAGGAUAUGUCUGGAGCCCGCCUCAGUAUCGCCUCAUGAAUGGCCCGAUGACAUCAGCAAGUGGCCAAUUUGUACCCGGUACAACACAGGGAACCACACCAACCUGCCUCAUAUAGACUGUACCAUCACAGGCCGACCAUGCUGCAUUGGAACCAAAGGGAGGUGUGAAAUCACAUCCCGGGAAUAUUGUGACUUCAUGAACGGCUACUUUCACGAGGAGGCUACUCUCUGUUCUCAAGUGCACUGCAUGGACGAUGUGUGUGGACUUUUGCCUUUCCUCAACCCUGAGAUCCCAGAUCAGUUUUACAGGCUCUGGCUCUCACUCUUCCUGCAUGCUGGGAUCCUCCACUGCCUCGUGUCGGUGGCUUUCCAGAUGACCAUCCUGAGGGACCUGGAGAAGCUGGCGGGCUGGCUGCGCAUCUCAAUCAUCUACAUUCUCAGUGGCAUCACUGGCAACCUUGCUUCGGCCAUCUUUUUGCCCUACAGAGCGGAGGUGGGCCCAGCGGGCUCUCAGUUGGGGAUCCUAGCCUGCCUGUUCGUGGAGUUGUUUCAGAGCUGGCAGAUCCUUGCCCAGCCCUGGAGGGCCUUCACCAAGCUCCUGUGCGUGGUGCUCUUCCUCUUCGCCUUCGGGCUGCUGCCAUGGAUCGACAAUUUUGCCCACAUUUGGGGCUUCAUCUCCGGCUUCUUUCUGUCCUUCGCCAUCUUGCCUUACAUCAGUUUCGGCCGCAUGGACAUUUAUCCCAAGCGAUGUCAAAUCAUUGUUUUCCUGCUGGUGUUUGUCGGGCUUCUUUUCAGGCCUGGUGUGCUCUUCUACGUUUACCCAAUCAAGUGUGACUGGUGCGAGUUGUUAACUUGCAUCCCCUUCACGGACAAAUUUUGCGCAAAGUACGACCUCAACGCUCACCUCCACUAAAGGGAGAGGGGGGGGGGGGGGGUACCACAGGAAGGCAUCAGGUCAAAAGGUGUGGACCGACUGUCCCCUUCCCAUACGAACAGUGACAAUGUACUCGUUUUGUUGUUUUUUACCCCGUCAGUAUGAAAAACCUUCGUGACUCAUCGUAAACACUUCCUUUAAUCACCUCCAUGUUCACCGGCAGUCAUUAUCACUCCGUCGCUGUCCAGUGAAACAAAGUUAUGGCUCUUCUGAACCUCAUCAAAAUUCCCUGAUGCCCUUUACAUGCGAGGCAGGAGCUCAAGAAGCCAGCGCUGGUACAGGCAGAUGUUCACACUCCAGAAUCAAACAGAAGCAGGGACAAAAAUCCAAUAUCGAUACCGUUGGUGCCUUGUUGCUAAAUGUACCAACUACUGCCAUAUUUUUGUUACAGAAUAAUGAGCACUCGAAUGUUUUCUUUUAUUUGUGUAUUGCUUCUCAAGAGGUGAUGAUUGUCUUGAACUUGGUAGCGUUUUAGCUACCUGUCUAAUCACAUGUAACUGAAAAAAACAGUAAAAGAAAUCUGCAAAUGAAAA